GUUACAGGAGUAUGUAAGACUGCUGACCCGGCUACUUUUGUUGCAGCUACCAAAAUGUCCUUCAACCCCGACACGCCGUCGACUAUCAACCGAGACUGGAUUUACCCUUCACAACCUUUCAACCUUCCCCGAACUUCGGCCCGGAAAUUCUCUUCGCCUUACCCUCGAACAACGUUGUUUCAGAACUCUCUUUCUCCUCCUCAUCCUCCUCCUCCUUCAAAUUCUACUAACUCUCUUUCUCCUCCUCCUCCUCCUCCUUCAAAUUCUACUUCUCCUCUACGACGCCGUAUUAGUCACCGGCACCGGAUUGUUAAACAAGAGAGUUCUAUUAGAGAUGAAAUUCAUGACAAGUCAAAUGACGUCGCCGCCCUGUCAGAAGACUGUCCAAACCCGGGGAACAGUUCACUCGGUUGA
Messenger RNA from Capsicum annuum, 414 nucleotides. Its product is annotated as probable ion channel CASTOR. The record is from RefSeq and is a predicted model, not a curated record. The annotation marks the transcript as partial. The transcript has a single exon. NCBI's taxonomy places the organism in Eukaryota, Viridiplantae, Streptophyta, Magnoliopsida, Solanales, Solanaceae.